GAGGAGGCGAAAAAGAGAAAAUGGCAUAAUUCGGGGCCGCCCGAGCAAGCACGGAAGAAUCACCACGGUGGGGGUGGGGGUACGUUCAAGGCGCCGGCACCACCGGCGAAGAAGAACAAGGAUGCUCGGUGGCACGCAUCCUCCUCUCAAAAUACGGGGCCUCCUAAGUGUGCCAACUGUUCAAAGAACCACUUCGGGAAGUGCAACGCACCCCCGAGGUGUUAUCGGUGUGGGAACACGGGCCACAUGAAGGCCAAUUGCCCACAAUUGGGGGGAGGAGGAGCUCCGGGAUCCGGAGGAGGAACCACGACGGGAAGGAACCGUGCGGGGCCGUCAAACGGCGGCACGGGAAGAGGCGGCGCAUCCACAAGCCAUGCCGCAUCCGUCAACCAAGGUGGGACCCAAGCCCGAGUGUACUCGAUGACCGAGGCGGAUGCGAGAGCAAACCCGGACUCCGUUGCAGGUUGAAGCUAGGGCUUGCUACUUGCACCUUCUCACGGGUGGUAUCAAAUCAGGAAGACGUGGUUCGUGCUUCCUUAUUUUCUUUCAAACUACCGAACACUUGCUCAUGGAUAUUUGUUCUACUAUAAACUAUUUUUGGGGCUUGCAUGCCCAUGUUGUUGGCCGGUUGUGGCCUAUGACUUACCGUUGAAUAUUUUCCGCUAUUCAUUGGUUUAAAUGUGAUGUUGUUAUGUAUGUUUACUACUGAGUAUGGAUGGAUUGUUUUCUCGAACGCCUUGUGUAAUUGAGUGAGGUUGACUCGUGGGUGACGUCACUUAGUUAUACGGCGGUUGUACACGCGCUUGGAUUGCGGUCUGGGGCGUGACACAGCAACCACUAGUGAUGGAAAAACAAAAUUAAAAAAAUAUCAUUCCACAAAGUUCUUCAUGGCACGGAGGUGGUUCUAGAGGAGGACGAGCUCUACCAAUGUUUACACACUUUAGAAGAAAGCAGACAGAAACCUCUUCUCAGACAAAGCUAGUCAGGACACCAACAGAACUCCCCACAUCGAGAGUAACAAACCAUCCCUGAGCAUCAGUGCCUGGAAAAUAACUGCCAUAGAACAAAAUCAACACAACCAGAAGAGGAGAAGAAUUCAAUUGGAUCAUACCUCCACAAGAAUCUCUGAGCGAAGAUGUUAAUGGUGAUGGCUGAUCAUCCCUCUACGGCCGCCGAUUGGAGAAAAGUUGGGACGCCUCUUAGGGUUUAAAGUGGGAAGACUCUCAAACCUAGAUUGUAGUAAAUUGUACUAUUAGUCAUGUAAGUUUUAUUUUAGUAAUAUUUUUGAAAAAAAUUAUAAUAAUAAUAACAUGUACACGCUUUACAAAUUUACAAAUUACAAAUGGCACAUAUUUGCCAUUUUGGCCCGAACUGAAUCCAGCCCUAAUGAUUAUCCUA
This is a messenger RNA of Cuscuta epithymum, 1398 nucleotides long. The record is from the annotation of a GenBank genome assembly. Lineage: Eukaryota; Viridiplantae; Streptophyta; Magnoliopsida; Solanales; Convolvulaceae.